CGAAAUCCGGCCUAGCGCCACUAAGCGAAAGAGUAGUGUUGUUCAAGGAGGAAAGACCUCGCGUCUUCAACCCUCUGAACCUCUACAUAUGACUACGCGCGCUGCUUCCAAAGCAGCUUCUAAUAAUACCAGUCCUGCUGCACCCUCCACCAUCGACGGAAGCAGUCGCAGGAGUUCCCUCAACGACCUCGCGCAAGAUGAUGGCGGUGUUUCUGACACGGAAGAACGCCCAGCCAAGCGCAGCCGCCUGUCGACAGAUUCUGGUUCGCCGCAGGAGCCUUUCGCAUCCCAAAUUCCAUUGAAUGGGUCGCAAACUAUCAACGACACUAAAUCAACGUCUCGUCGUGGUUCGACUGCAACGAAGCCCGCAAGCAAAAAGCGACGAGCAUCCAGCGACUCUACCGAAUCUAGCAAAACUGUUGGCGCUCGUCCGAAUGGUCCGAAUGCUGCGAAUGGUGUUUUUGCUCGCAACGAAAAGGACAUGUCCGAGAAACAGCCACGCCGCAAGAAGCGCAAGACGAGCGCAACUCCUCCUGAGCCCACUGAACCACCACCUGAACUAACCGACGCUUCUACGCCUCCGGGCUCACCAGAGCAGCCUCCAGAUAUUGAGAGCAGCCAAAAUGUCCAAACUAUUCUUCCUGCCACCAAUGGUGAGGUACCUGCAAAGGCCGCUAAGCGACUUCCGGGUCGUCGCCGCCAGCCGCAUGCGAACGUGGUCGUAGAAACGGAUCUCCGUCGACAGCUCCCACUCAAGAUGGACUAUCGCGCUCUUGCCAAGCAGCAAAAAGUCAUGCUUGACGAAUUGUCGAGGCGGUCUAUCCAAGUUCUGAACAACGAUUCCGAGUCUUACAAGAAUCUUCCCGAGUAUCAAGAGACGAUCGCCGCAUUGAAUGAACAUAGGGAUCGUAGACUUGAUCAGCUCAAUGCUCAGCGCCAGAACAGGCUAGACGCUGAGGAGCGAGUGUGUGCGGGCCAAGAGCACAAUUUCAAAAACCAGCACAUUAACACAUUCAAGACGCUUCAGGACAACCUCAUGUUGCAUAUAUAUUAUGACAUGAAGCAGUUACACCGCGAAAUGAAAGCCCAUGAAGGUGCCACUGAUGAUGAAGAAAAUAUCAUUGAGCCCACGCACACGGACUUCCCUGCGCUCAACGGCGAUGAUCGAUUGGGAUCUCAGUAUGCCUCUCGUAGCAGGGCGUACAUCGAGACUGAACGUAUGAUUGCUGAAGAAGAUAGCCGUGGUCGCCUCGGUGGGUUAGUGCAAUCGUUUAUGACCAGUGACGAGGACUUGAACGAUUCGAUCGGGAAAGUACCCGCCGGAUUUGCGCAAUUUACUGGUCCUCCACGCGACGAAGCCAUUGCGUUGUACAACGUCGCUAGUCUUGCUGAAGCGGCCGAAGAAAUUGAGAAGACGCCGGCACCAUCAGAAGCAUCAGCUAUCAUCCUAAACGAACAGGCCGAUGCUCUGUUCAUACUUGCAUCCGUCUCUGCCGACAGGCCACAAGAGCCAACUCAUGGUGAGAAACAACUGUCAACUGUGCCCCCUAGCCAAGUCGUCACUCCGGUACCACAGACAGAGCUACAGAGACAGACUUCACCAUUCGCGCCCAUGUCCACUGCAUCAACUGCCAUGUCCUUGGAAACGGCUAGGAGCAGUCCGGCAAAACAGUCACAAGCUCCAGAGACCUUCACGCCCACCCCUCUCCAGCAAGAGCCUCAUGUUGUUCAACCCGGAAAGGAAUCAGACACAUCCAAGAAGGAAACGCCUGUCAAAGUCUCCACUCACCGGAUCAUGGAUAUCCUUAAUGAUGAUCAAGAUAUCGCCCUACCAAGAUCACGAGAAUCUAGGGCUUCAAUUCUGGACCAUACUCCCUCUGCCAGUCCGUCUCGUCGACCAAGUGCCAGCCACAGCCAACACCCGUCUCAGAAUGGUUCGCUCCGUAUGGAAGCCCUUUAUCACAGUCAAGAACAAUCAGUCUCUCGGGAGAUGGGAACUCCGUCCGAAGCUUCCGCAGGUAUCUCCCAGCAGCGCUCACCGCCUCCAAGCAGUCAGUUCUGGUCCAGCAAAAACCUUGGGUCCCCAAAAGAGCAUGCUCCUGAGGCCCUACCAGACAAAAACCCUCUUGACCGAAUUAAGCGCAUGUUGGAUGCUAAAAAGCAGAACAUGUUAGAGCACCACGCAACAGACGGAUAUCAUGGGUCCCAGGCAUCGCAAGGAUCACAGGGCCAGCAAACACAGCAAGGACCUCCAUCUCGGCGUGGUAGUCUUGAACGACCCAACAUGGCUCCGCCUUUCGCCCGAGCCUUCAAUUCGUAUGAUCGUCCAGAGAGCCGCGGUGAAUCUCGCCGACCAUCUGCGGCCUCUCCUCCAACAGGUCAUUAUUCCUAUAAUCAUUCUCCACACGAAUCGCAUGCCGCUCCGUAUGUACCGCCAUCACGUCAUACCUCUGCCGAUCAAGGAUCUCGUCAAUGGAACGAUGGCAGACGUCUGAGCGGGCCUCCUACACCGCAUCAACCACCUCCACCCGCACCAUAUGGCGCUCCUCCGUAUCAACCCUACAAUCCUGACUACAGCAGGCCAGGGCCAACUCCACCGACGCAUCAGAGCCCGUACCCACCACCAAAUGCUCACUCGAUGCCGCCAUCCAGCCAGCCCCUACCGGCGAAACCCCCAGGGCCACCAGCCCAGGUCACCUAUCGCUUCGCGCACUAUGACCCAGCUCCACCAAUGAUUACAUAUCCCCAGGCGUCACCUCCAACUUAUCCUACAAGUUCCCACCCCCCUCCUCACGCUAUUCCCCCACCACCCCCUCAUUACGCAACUCCGUACAAUGCAUCCCACCAAUAUCAAGGCUACGUUCCGCCACCAGGCAGCUUCCAAGCUCCACCACCGCCGCCACCGCAGCCCAUGUCCCAAUAUCCCCCACUAAAAAUCCACCAGUAUGGCGGCCAACGCAUCCUCCCGGCCAACAUGGCUCCUCCACUACCGCAGUCCCCAAUGUCGCCUUAUGGCCCGCCUCCGCAUGCUCCGGCCUUCUCGCAGCAAGCAGGUCCACCCAAGCCUCAUUAUGAGCACCCACCUUCAGCAUCUCAGGAGCGCUCUAUCCAGGAGUCUCGUCCGCGUCGCCAGUACCGCUCUUGGCAUGCUCCAGGCACGGAGUUCAGGAGCUACCAGGGUCCGAAUCAGAGGGGUCGUCGGGGCGGUUGAGAGAAAAGUUUAUUACCUUUCCCGUUUCCAUAUCUAUGUUCAUUGUGAGCCCCAUGUCCUUGUCCAUCCACAUUCCCAGUCUGAGUCCUGUGUACUCCAAUCCAACUUUUACAACCCUUUUAUCACCCAUUUUGCUCUUGCAUGCAGAUCUUGUCCCCUGCCCCUUUCCCCUGGCUUUCGGUUCUGAAUUUUGGUUUCGGCCUCUGGCCUUUUUUUUUUGGUUUCUGUCUUUGUUUUGCCUUCCUUUCAUGUAAUUUUGUGGUUCUUGUGCAUUUUUGCAUAGCAUGGCGAUGGUUUCUGUCGGGCUUUGGCCCUCUUCUUUGAUACCAUAGGCUGGCUGGCUGGUGCAUCUGGCGUUGAGGAGAUUGAUUGUAUUGUAGUAUAGUGAAGCUUUGGACAUGAC
Lindgomyces ingoldianus is the source of this 3614-nucleotide messenger RNA. RefSeq lists its product as uncharacterized. Lineage: Eukaryota; Fungi; Ascomycota; Dothideomycetes; Pleosporales; Lindgomycetaceae. The transcript has 3 exons. Bases 89 to 3211 code for a protein of 1040 amino acids. The record is from RefSeq and is a predicted model, not a curated record.